CGCUCGGGUGGCCUCUCUCUCCCCUUCUCCCUCCCUUUUCCCCCGAGGCUAUGUCCACCGGGUGCGGCGAGGGGGGCAGCGCUAAAGUCACGCCACCGCGCGGGGGCUACAGAGCCCAGGACGAGCCCUGCAAGAUGCACUUAGGACCCCCGCGGCUGGAAGAAUGAGCUUGUCCUUCCUCCUCCUCCUCGUCCUCAGCCACCUGAUCCUCAGCGCUUGGGCUCACGGGGAGAAACGCCUCGCCCCCACAGGGCAACCCGGACCCGCUGCCACAGAUAGGAGCCUGGGAAGCGCCAACACCAGCCAGAGCUGCCGGAGCACAACGUCCUCCUCUUCUGCCUCUUCUGCCUCCUCUUACCCGGCGGCUUCUCUGGGCAGCCAAGGAAGCGGCUCAGAGCAAAGCAGUUUCCAGUGGAGCCCCUCGGGGCGCCGGACCGGCAGUCUCUACUGCAGAGUGGGCAUCGGUUUCCAUCUGCAGAUCUACCCGGAUGGCAAAGUCAAUGGAUCCCACGAAGCCAAUAUGUUAAGUAUUUUGGAAAUAUUUGCUGUGUCUCAGGGGAUUGUAGGAAUACGAGGAGUUUUCAGCAACAAAUUUUUAGCGAUGUCAAAAAAAGGAAAACUCCAUGCAAGUGCCAAAUUUACAGAUGACUGCAAGUUCAGGGAGCGAUUUCAAGAAAACAGCUAUAAUACUUAUGCCUCAGCAAUACAUAGAACUGAAAAAACAGGACGUGAGUGGUAUGUGGCUCUGAAUAAAAGAGGGAAAGCUAAACGAGGCUGUAGUCCACGGGUCAAACCCCAGCACAUCUCUACUCAUUUUUUGCCGAGAUUCAAGCAGUCGGAGCAGCCAGAACUUUCUUUCACAGUUACUGUUCCUGAAAAGAAGAAACCACCUAAACCAAAGGUUGCCCUCUCUGCACCUAGGAAAAGUCCUAACACAGUGAAAUACAGACUAAAGUUUCGCUUUGGAUAGUAUUCAUUUUGGCCUUUGAGAAAUCCUUCUUUGCCCUCAGGAGUUUCUACAGGUGUCUUCAGAGCUCUAAUGACUUCUUUUUGGACAGAGCAUCAGUUGUUAUACACUGUAUUGAAGUCAGGUUAUUUGUUUCAGUUUGACUGAAGCAAACAUGUUUUUAUAUGGGAACUGAACUGUGAUUCUGGCACUAUUACAGGGUGGACACUGCUUUAGUUCAACGAGAUGUAAAACCUUUUGUUUUAUGCUUAUGAGUAUUUGGAAGUCUGUUAUUUUCAGAACUUUAAAUAGCAUGGACUAUGCAUUUUUCUGACUUUUACAGAUCAACUUGAAAGAACAUACAUGGUACAUUUUUACUUUUGGUUUCCAAAGUAUAUUUUGAUGCAGAUGAAAUAUUUUAUUAACUUUUGAUUUUUUGUUUUUUAAGAAAAUACCUCUGCGUUAAGCAUAUUUUCUUACUUUUAUUAUUUUAACCAACAUGGCAUAAACAAUCAUUUUAAUGCAGUGUAUGAAUUAUAAAUGUGUUUAUAUAUAGCUCAUUUGUAACAUGUGAAUUUCUUUUUUAUUUUUUUUUAACUCACUGCACUUUUGAUUUUUCAACCAUACCUCAGAUAAUGUAAAUUUAGCUGUAUGUCUUAAAAUGUUUAAAUUCACUUUCCCAGCA
Messenger RNA from Chrysochloris asiatica (Cape golden mole), 1631 nucleotides. Its product is annotated as fibroblast growth factor 5-like. Gene Ontology annotation, molecular function: fibroblast growth factor receptor binding; growth factor activity. Gene Ontology annotation, biological process: positive regulation of protein phosphorylation; positive regulation of cell population proliferation; animal organ morphogenesis. NCBI's taxonomy places the organism in Eukaryota, Metazoa, Chordata, Mammalia, Afrosoricida, Chrysochloridae. Gene Ontology annotation, cellular component: cytoplasm. The transcript is spliced from 3 exons. The record is from RefSeq and is a predicted model, not a curated record. The coding region runs from base 164 to 970 and encodes 268 amino acids.